This is a messenger RNA of Brassica oleracea var. oleracea, 1038 nucleotides long. RefSeq names its product nudix hydrolase 25-like. The record is from RefSeq and is a predicted model, not a curated record. Gene Ontology annotation, biological process: nucleoside phosphate metabolic process; ribose phosphate metabolic process. NCBI's taxonomy places the organism in Eukaryota, Viridiplantae, Streptophyta, Magnoliopsida, Brassicales, Brassicaceae. Gene Ontology annotation, cellular component: chloroplast. Gene Ontology annotation, molecular function: bis(5'-adenosyl)-pentaphosphatase activity; guanosine-3',5'-bis(diphosphate) 3'-diphosphatase activity. The transcript has 6 exons. The coding region runs from base 104 to 631 and encodes 175 amino acids.
UAAACACAAACACAUGCUCUUCGUUGUAGCUUCCUUGGGUUAAAACUUUUCUCCUGCUUUAGAAGUCAAAGCUCCAAAAAAAGAAAAAAGAAACCGAGCAGAAAUGGAGAAUCUACCUCCUGGUUAUCGUCCCAAUGUUGGUGUUUGUCUAAUCAAUUCUGAUAAUCUGGUAUUUGUGGCUUCAAGAUUGAAUGUUCCUGGAGCAUGGCAGAUGCCACAGGGCGGCAUUGAGGAUGGAGAGGAUCCACAGUCAGCAGCCAUGAGAGAGUUACAAGAAGAAACUGGGGUAGUUUCAGCUGCAACCAUCGCUGAGGUUCCAAAUUGGUUGACAUAUGAUUUCCCACCGGCAGUAAAAGCAAAGGUUAACCGUCUGUGGGGCGGUGAAUGGUAUGGUCAGGCGCAGAAAUGGUUUCUAGUGAGACUGAUGAACGAUGAGGACGAAAGAGAGAUCAAUCUAGCGAACAAUGAAGCAGAUUCAGAGUUUUCAGGGUGGAAAUGGGCGAAACCUGAAGAAGUGAUAGAGCAAGCAGUUGAUUACAAAAGGCCAACAUACGAACAAGUCAUCAAGUCUUUUGGUUCUUACUUGAACGAUACAGGAAGAGCUGCUAAGUGUAAAUCAUCCAAGUGGUGAAAACCUCAAAUCAAUGUUUAUCUUUUCCUUUUCUUUUUGUGCUCAUUUUUGUAAAUUGGUCAUUGGUAGUUUAGUACUAGAAGGUCUUGGUUUAAAUGUGGGGUUAUAUUGUAAUAAAGUCUUUGUUUGGAUUCAAACAUGAAUGAGUUGUAUGUGUUUAUUAACGUAAGUGUCAAGAAAAGAACAUUUAUAACAGAAUGCGUUGUGUGUGUGUUCAUAGCAAAAGGUAAUGAAAAUUCAAAGGAUAAAAAUAAAAAUGUGUGAGAUAGAUUAACAAAGGAAACAUUAUGAGUUUCAAAGCCAUAUUCCAAACACACAACAAAAGGGGCAACAAACGUUAACAAAACCCAAACAACUUAGACAAAUUCUUACGAACUAAUUAAGCUCGAGAGAAGGUAAAUAAAGAG